Oncorhynchus nerka (sockeye salmon) is the source of this 6664-nucleotide messenger RNA. RefSeq names its product torsin-1A-like. Bases 205 to 1308 code for a protein of 367 amino acids. The record is from RefSeq and is a predicted model, not a curated record. NCBI's taxonomy places the organism in Eukaryota, Metazoa, Chordata, Actinopteri, Salmoniformes, Salmonidae. Gene Ontology annotation, molecular function: ATP hydrolysis activity; ATP binding. The transcript has 7 exons. Gene Ontology annotation, cellular component: endoplasmic reticulum lumen; nuclear envelope.
UUCCUCUUUCCGGUUUCCCUGACUUCCGUUUUUUUCUAUGCUGUGUUAUGUUUGUUCGCGUAGUACUCCUUACAGGCCGUUUGGUGUACGUUUUUUUUUGUUGAUAUUUCGCUCCAUAGUAUGACAGGUUUGAAUGGACAGAGGUUUGAAGAAUGUCAUCAUUAACGACCACUCUCAUAUAAUCGCAAAUUUACGGCGUCACUGAUGUUCUUCUACCCACUAUUGCCCAUAUUUUGGGCUGUUUCUGCAAAGGCAGAUUUCUUUCAAUUUGACAGUAUUUCUAAUGUAUCUACGUACUAUUUCAAUUAUAUUUAUUGUAAUAUAUGGGAAGGGGAGUGUCAACAGAAUCAAGAUGAUGCGACUCAGCAAGUACCUACUAGGGACCUAUGGGCAGCAUUCCCUCAAGACUAUAUCAGUUUGCUGUCACAGUGGUAUUGCAGCCUGGGACAGUGCUGUGAAUCAGGGGAUUGUCGGAUAACAAAUAAUAUUACAGGUCUGGCUAGUGAUCUACAGCUAAAGCUUCAUGGGCAGCACCUUGCCCAAUCAGUGGUUCUGAAGGCUGUGCAGGGCUUCAUCAGUAACCCUGAAUCCAAUAAGCCAUUGACCCUCUCCUUCCAUGGCUGCUCCGGCACGGGCAAGAACUUUGUGACCCGGAUUGUAGCUGACAACUUGUACCGGGACGGGGUGAAGAGCGAGUGUGUGCGUCUGUUCAUCGCUCCAUUCCAUUUCCCCCAUGCCAGACUAGUGGACACGUACAAGGGCCAGCUCAGAGAAGCUAUCCGGGACAUGGUGCUGCGUUGCCCACAGACACUUUUCAUCUUUGAUGAGGCUGAGAAACUGUACCCCGGCCUUAUAGAUGCUAUCAAGCCCUAUAUGGACCAUUAUGACAAUGUGGAUGGGGUCAGCUAUAGGAGGGCUGUCUUCUUUUUCCUCAGUAAUAUAGGUGGGACCACCGUCAACGAUGUGGCCUUGGACUUCUGGCACUCAGGGCAAAACAGAGAGGACAUUGGGAUGGAGGACUUGGAACACCGGCUACGUGCUGAAGCUAUGGAUUCUCAAGGAGGCUUUGCACAGAGUGAACUGAUGUCAGGUCACCUUAUUGACUUCUUUGUGCCCUUCCUACCUCUGGAGUACCGUCAUGUCAAGCUCUGUGCCCGUGAUGCCUAUGCAGCGCGGGGUCUGGAGCCAGACGAGGGAACGCUGGACGAAGUGGCGAAGGCCAUGCUAUAUACACCCAAGGAGGAGAGGCUGUUCUCUGCCCAAGGCUGCAAAUCCAUACCACAGAGGAUCAAUUUCUUCCUACCCUAAACAGACCAAUGCAACCCAGGAAACACAUGAACAGUGUUUUGGCAAAAAGGAAAAAGUAUGUCCUGCUGACAUAUUGAACAUUUCUGCAAUGGCACAUGUCAAUCGAACAUGUGGUAUGCCCACUCUUCACCCUACACUGCCAAGAAAGGAAGCAUAGAGCAUCUGGCUAUAGUAAGAUUCAAUCUGAUAACGAAGAGAUUUUAGAGUGCAUUUUCAACUUCCUCAUUAGACAAUUUUUAUGCAAUUAUUUUACGUGAAGCUCAGGUCAACUCUAGUAUUAUUAUUUGCAUGUACAGUACCAGUCAAAUGUUUGGACACCUACUCAUUCAAGGGUUUUUCUUUAUUUGUACUUUUUUCUACAUAAUAGAAUACAUAUAAUAUAUGUAGAAUAAUAGUGAAGACAUCAAAAUUAUGAAAUAACAUAUGGAAUCAUGUAGUAAGCCAAAGUGUUUAAAAUCAAAUUAUAUUUGAUUCUUCAAAGUAGCCACCCUUUGCCUUGAUGACAGCUUUGCACACUCUUGCAAUUCUCUCAACCAGCUUCAUGAGGUAGUCACCUGGAAUGCAUUUUAAUUAACAGGUGUGCCUUAAGUUAAUUUGUGGAAUGUUUUCCCUUAAUGCGUUUGAGCCAACCAGUUGUGUUGUGACAUGGUAGGGGUGGUAUACAGAAGAUGACCUUAUUUGGUAAAAGACCAUGUUCAUAUUAUGGCAAGAACAGAUCAAAUAAGAAAAGAGGAAUGACAGUCCAUCAUUACUUUAAGACAUGAAGGUCAGUCAAUCUGGAAAAUUUCAAGAACUUUGAACGUUUAUUCAAGUGCAGUUUCAAAAACCAUUCGGUGUUAUGAUGAAACUGGCUCUCAUGAGGACUGCCACAGGAAAGGAAGACCCAGAGCUACCUCUGAAGAGGAUAAGUUCAUUAGCGCUAUCAAGAUGGCGCCGACAGAGGGUUAUCUCACCUCUAGUCCUUAGGAAAGAAUAUAGUAUUUUGGGUUUUUUUUCUCGUUUUUUUAUUUUUAUGUUGUUAUGCCAGAAAAUCUUUAGUGUUAUUACAUACAGCCGGGAAGAAAUAGAGGAUAUCAGAGCGACGGCAACUUACCAACAUUACGUCCAGGAAUAUGACUUUCUCGAAGCGGAUCCUUUGUUUGCACUGCAACCCAGGGCGUUGGAUCUCAUUCCAGAGGCCGACCUAAAGCAACGUCUCCGCAGAAGAGGUAGACGGAGCAGCCUCCUGGUCAGACUUUGGAGGCUUGCACACCACCCACCGCUUCCGAUUAUAUUACUCGCCAAUGUCCAGUCUCUAGAUAACAAGGAAGAUUAAAUUUGGCAAGGGUUGCUUUCCAGAGAGACAUCAGGGAUUGUAGCGGUCUGUUUCACGGAAACAUGGCUCUCUCGGGAUAUGUUGUCGGAGUCGGUACAGCCACCAGGAUUCUUUAGGAGUCGCGGCAACAGAAAUAAACAUCUCUUUGAAGAAGGGCAGGGGUGUAUGCUUCAUGAUUAAUGACUCGUAGUAUAAUCGUAACAACAUACAGGAACUCAAGUCCUUUUGUUUACCUAACCUAGAAUUCCUCACAAUCAAAUGCCAACCAUAUUAUCUCCCAACAGAAUUCUUGUCCGUUAUUGUCACAGCUGUGUAUAUCACCGCUCAAGCCGAUAUCACGACGGCCCUCAAGGAACUUCACUGGACUCUAUGCAAACUGGAAACCAUAUCCUGAGGCUGCAUUUAUUGUAGCUGGGGAUAACAAAGCAAAUUUGAGAACAAGGCUACCUAAGUUCUAUUAGCAUAUUGAUUGUAGCACUCGUGCCGUCAAUACACUGGAUCACUGCUUCUCCAACUUCCACGAUGCAUACAAGGCCCUCCCCCACCCCCCCUUUGGCAAAUCUGACCACAACUCCAUCUUUCUCCUCCCGUCCUAUACGCAGAAACUCAAACAGGAUGUACCCGUGACUAGAACUAUUCAACGCUGGUCUGACCAAUUGGAAUCCAUGCUUCAAGAUUGUUUUGAUCACACCGACUGGGAAAUGAUCCGGGCAGCCUCGGAGAAUAAUAUUGAUUUAUACGCUGAUUCGGUGAGUGAGUUUAUAAUGAAGUGUAUUGGAGAUGUUGUACCCACUGUGACUAUUAAAACCUACCUUAAUCAGAAACCGUGGAUAGAUGGUGGCAUUCGCGCCGCAAACCACCGCAUUUAACCAUAGAAAGAUGACUGGGAAUAUGGCCGAAUACAAACAGUGUAGUUAUUCCCUCUGCAAGGCAAUCAAACGAGCAAAAUGUCGUUAUAGGGACAAAGUGGAGUUGCAAUUCAACGGCUCAUACGUGAGACGUGUGUGGCAGGGUAUACAGACAAUCACGGACUACAAAAUGAAAACCUGCCACGUCACGGACACCUACGUCUUGCUUCCAGACAAACUAAACACUUUUACCUGCUUUGAGGAUAAUAAUAGUGCCAACGAUGCAGCCCGCUACCAAGGACUGUGGGCCCCCCCUCUCCUUCUCGGUGGCCGAUGUAAGACAUUUAAACGUGUUAACCCUCGCAAGGCUGCAGGCCCAGACGGCAUCCCUAGCCGUGUCCUCAGAGCAUGGUGCAGACCAACUGGCUGGUGUGUUUACGGACAUUCAAUCUCUCCCUAUCCCCGUCUGCUGUCCCCACAUGCGAGAUGGCCACCAUUGUUCCUGUACCCAAGAAUGCUAAGGUAACACAACUAAAUUACUAUCUCCCCAUAGCACUCACUUCUGUCAUCAUGAAGUGCUUUGAGAGACGAGUCAAGGAUCAUAUCACCUCUACCUUACCUGCCACCCAGGACCCACUUUAAUUUGCUUACUGCCCCAAUAGGUCCACAGAUGAUGCAAUUGCCAUCACACUGCCCUAUCCCAUCUGGACUAGAGGAAUACCUAUGUAAGAAUGUUGUUCAUUGACUACAGCUCAGCAUUCAACAACAUAGUACCCUCCAAGCUCAUUGUUAAGCUUGAGGCCCUGGGUCUCAACCCCGCCCUGUGCAAUUGGGUCCUGGACUUCCUGACGGGCCGCCCCCAGGUGGUGAAGGGAGGAAACAACAUCUGCUCUUCCUCAACACUGGGGCCCCACAAGGGUGCGUGCUCAGCCCCCUCCUGUACUCCCUGUUCACCCAUGCCUGCGUGGCCAUGCACACUUCCAACUCAAUCAUCAAGUUUGCAGACGACACAACAGUAGUGGGUUUGAUUGCCGACAACAACGAGAAAGCCUACAGGGAGGACGUGAGGGCACUCAGAGUGUGGUGUCCGUAAAACAACCUCUCACUCAACGUCAACAAAACAAAGUUAAUGUUCGUAGACUUCAGUAACUAGCAGUGGGUGCACCCCCCUAUCCACAUCGACGAGACAGCAGUGGAGACGGUGCGUUCCUUUGCGUACACAUUACGGACAAACUGAAAUGGUCCACCCACACACACAGUGUGGCGAAGACAGCACCUAUUCAACCUCAGGAGGCUAAAGAAAUUUGGUUUGUCACCUAUAACCCUCACAAACUUUUACAGAUGCACAAUUGAGAGCAUCCUGUCUGGCUGUAUCACUGCCUGGUACGAAAACUGCACCGCCCACAACUGCAGGGGUCUCCAGAGAGUGGUGCGGUCUGCCCAACGCAUCACCAGGGGCAAACUACCUGCCCUCCAACUACAGCACCUGAUGUCACAGGAGGGCCAAAAAGAUCAUCGAGGAUAACAACCAUCUGGGCCACUGCCUGUUCACCCCGCUACCAUCCAGAAGGUGAGGUCAGUACAGGUGCAUCAAAGCUGUGACCGAGAGACUGAAAAACAGCUUCUAUCUCAGGGCCAUCAGACUGUUAAAUAGCCAUCACUAACACAGAGAGGCUGCUGCCUACAUACAGACUUGAAAUCCCUGGCCACAUUAAUAAAUGGAUCACUAGUCACUUUAAUAAUGGCACUUCAAUAAUGUUUACAUAUCUUGCAUUACUCAUCUCAUAUGUAUAUACUGUAAUUUAUACCAUCUACUGCAUCUUGCCUAUGCUGCUCGGUCAUCGCUCAUAUAUAUAUUUAUUGUUAUUCCAUCCCUUUACUUAGAUUUGUGUGUAUUAGGUAGUUGUGGUGGAAUUGUUAGUUUACUUGUUAUAUAUAUUACUGCACUGUCGGAACUAGAAACACAAGCAUUUCACUACACUCGCAAAAACAUCUGCUAACCAUGUGUAUGUGACCAAUAAAACUUUAUUUGAUGUAGAGUUAACUGCACCUCAGAUUGCAGCACAAAUAAAUGCUUUACAGAGUUCAAGUAACAGACACAUCUCAACAUCAACUGUUCAAAGGCGACUGUGUGAAUCAGAACUUCAUGGUCGAAUUGCUGCAAAGACACCACCUCUAAAGGACACCUUGGCUUGGGCCAAGAAACACGAGCAAUGUACAUUAGACUGGUGGCAAUCUGUCCUUUGGUCUGAUGAGUCCAAAUUUGUGUCUUUGUGAGAUGCAGAGUAGGUGAACGGAGGAUCUCCUCGUGUGGUUCCCACCGUGAAGCAUAGAGGAGGAGGUGUGAUGAUGACACUGUCAGUCAUUUAUUUAGAAUUCAAGGCACACUUAACCAGCAUGGCUACCACAGCCUUCUGCAGCGAAAUGCCAUCCCAUCUGGUUUGCGCUUAGUGGGACUAUCAUUUGUUUUUCAACAGGACAAUGACCCAACACCUCCAGGCUGUGUAAGGGCUAUUUGACCAAGAAGGAGAGUGAUGGAGUGAUCUCCUCGUGUGGUUCCCACCGUGAAGCAUGGAGGAGGAGGUGUGAUGGUGUGAGGAUGCUUUGGCCUCCACAAUCACCCAACCUCAACCCAAAUGAGAUGGUUUGGGAUGAGUUGGACCGCAGACUGAAGGAAAAGCAGCCAACAAGUGCUCAGCAUAUGUGGGAACUCCUUCAAGAGUGUUGGAUAAUCUUUCCAGGUGUAGCUGGUUGAGAGAAUUCAAGAGUGUGCAAAUCUGUCAAGGCAAAGGGUGGCUACUUUGAAGAAUCUCAAAUAUAAAAUAUAUUUUUAUUUGUUUAACACUUUUUGGUUACUACAUGAUUCCGUAUGUGUUAUUUCAUAGUUUUGAUGUCUUCCCUAUUAUUCUUCAAUGUAGGAAAUAGUCAGAAUAAAGAAAAACUCCUGAAUUAGUCGGUGUGUCACCUUUUAAGUGGUACUGUAUAUCCUUUUGUUUUGUUGGCACUGAUGAUAUAUUACAACUAUUUGCUUAAGCAGUGGUAGGCACGUUCAAUGCAAAGGAAGAAAUACUGUAAAUUGCAGCAAACUAGACUAAAUAUAAUUCAAUUAACUUUUGAAGGGCAUGUUAAUGAUUAUUCUAGAAUUGUAUAUAGAUUACUUGUUUUACAGGUUGAUUAAAUAUUCACAGGUUAA